Messenger RNA from Alosa sapidissima (American shad), 2314 nucleotides. Its product is annotated as protein SOGA3-like. The coding region runs from base 223 to 2109 and encodes 628 amino acids. The transcript is spliced from 6 exons. Gene Ontology annotation, biological process: regulation of autophagy. Lineage: Eukaryota; Metazoa; Chordata; Actinopteri; Clupeiformes; Clupeidae. The record is from RefSeq and is a predicted model, not a curated record.
UCUCGCCGAUACCUUCGCCUGCCCUGUCUUAGGGGCUCCGAGAGGAACCGGGAACCAGACGGAUCGAGCCGGGUCUUGAGGGGAAGAGGGGCGAGGGACGACGAGGAAGAAGAGGAGGAGGCCACAGCGGGCUGUAGUGCAAGUCCGUGUGGGGGAAACGCCGGAGUGUGUGGCCAGACCGAACUCCUGUACUUAAGCAAAAUACUCAAGAGACGCAGAAAAAUGCAAACGAACUCAACACCGGAACCGGCCGCGGAGGACUCAAACGCCGAACCCGGAACUGAGCAGGAGAGGGCCCUUCGUGAUGAGAUCGAGAGACUGGAGGAUGAAAAUGAGGAUCUUAAGUGUGAGAUCGAUGAGAUGCGGGCGGAAAUGGAUGAAAUGCGCGAUACGUUCUACGAGGAGGACACACACCAGCUGCAGGAAAUGCGGAGAGAGCUCGAGAGAGCGAACAAGAGCUGCCGAAUCCUCCAAUACCGCCUUCGAAAGGCCGAAAGGAAACGGGCACGAUUUGCACAGAGUGGGGAGGUGGACGAUGAAGUGCUUCGGAACCUUGAGCAGGAACUUAAGGUGGCGAAGGACGUGUCUGUGCGUCUGCAUCACGAGCUGGAGAAGGUGGAGGAGAAGCGCACUAAGACAGAGGAGGAGAACGACACCCUGCGAGAGAAACUCAUCGCGCUGGAGGUGACCAAACAGGCCCUGCAGAGCGAGGUGGAGAAGCACAAAGUGCCACAGAAGAGAAGAGGCAGUAAAGAGAAGUCUGAGAGGAGAACCACACCCACUGAGGACGACGACAGCGACGACCUGCGCUGCCAGCUGGCCUUCCUGAACGAGGAAGGGGAGCUGCUGAGGAAGAGGAUGGUGGGCGUGGAGAAGGAGCGCGAGGCGGCCGAGCAGCAGCUGCACCAGUACCGCACACUCUACGGCGAGCUGCCCCCCAGCCACCCGCCGCACACCCCGCUCCACCCCAAGGGCGAGGCCGCCGGACCGCCCAGCACCCGCGAGGCCGAGCUCAAGCUCCGCCUGCGCCUGGUGGAGGAGGAGGCCGACGCGCUGAGCAGGAAGAUCGUGGAGCUGGAGGUGGAGAACCGCGGGCUGCGGGCCGAGCUCAGCGACCUCCGGGGUGACGAGGCGUCCGGAGGGGGAGGGGGCGUGGGCCGGCCGCAGGGGCCGGGGCUGUCCGAGCUCCGGGAGCAGCUGCUGCUGCUGGAGGAGGAGGCCGAACUGCUGCGGCGGAACCUGUCUGAGGCCGAGGAGCGCAACGAGCGGAUGACCGCCGAGCUGCAGACGCUGCGCUGCAGGGACGCGGGCGGCCUGGGGGGGCCCGGCAGCGGCGCGGAGUCGGUCCAGGAAGAGCUGCGCGCGGCCCGCCGUCAGGUCAACGCUCUGGCCGGCAAGGUCCUGCAGCUGCAGACGGAGAAGCGGCGGCUCAUGAGUGACCCGCUGCUGGCGGCCUCCACCUCUGACCUCUCGGUGAGCUCGCGCGACAGUCCCACGCCCGGCGAGGUCGAGACGCACCCGUCCUCACGCCAGAGGGAGGGACCCGUGGGCGGCGAGAGUGACCCAGACGAGGUGUUGAUGACCGGGGGCUCUUCCUGGUCCCAGUUUCUCAUUGAUUCCCGGCCAUCCUCCUCCCUGGGUCGUAGCGGCGGUGUCCGGCAGCCCCUUAUUGGCUGCCAACAGAUGGUGGACAUCCGCCAGGAGGCCGAGCGAUUGGGCGGCACCAUCGAGCGGCUCAUCAGCGACACCAGCUCCAUCAUCACCGACGCCCACACCGGCGCGUCCUCCUCCUCCUCCUCCUCCUCGUCCGUUGUGAACGGCAGUCUGAUGGCGCAGGACGAGCUGCCAGCGGAGGCGGGCAGUGGGAGUGGGCGGGAGCAGGAGCUGCUGCAGCGAAUCAACGGCCAGAUGAAGGGCUUCCGGAGAGAUCUGCAGGGCUUCAUCCAACGCCUGGAGCCGCCCAGGGGACAGGGCCGCGACCCCGAGGAAACGUCUCAGAUGUUUCAGCCCAUCAUUUUGCUCAUCCUGAUGCUAGUGCUCUUCUCAUCCCUCUCUUAUGCCACAAUCUUCAAACUCGUCUUCCUCUUCACCCUCUUCUUCGUUCUCUAGUCUCAGAGAGCUCACUCUCUUUAUUAUUUCGCAUUGCUAUACAUUUCAUUCAUCCAUGUUAUUGUUGUUGUUAUUUUGUUUUGUUUUAAAACUGUCAUGGUCACACAAGUACAGAAGACCCAUCCCCAGGCUUUACUCAUGCAUCCCAGUUCCAGACUACAUUUCCCAGAAUUCAAGCUGGCCAGUGAGCUCUGUCCAUACCCCC